Pyrenophora tritici-repentis Pt-1C-BFP is the source of this 2106-nucleotide messenger RNA. RefSeq lists its product as uncharacterized. Lineage: Eukaryota; Fungi; Ascomycota; Dothideomycetes; Pleosporales; Pleosporaceae. The record is from RefSeq and is a predicted model, not a curated record.
AUGCCAUCGUCAAAGACCCCUCAAAAGCACCGACUCUUCUUCAUUCGCCCCGCCAAUCGCAAAGCUCCAAAGCAAAAGCGCUCUGCAGGCUACAACACCUACCUCUGUGAACCCUCAUGGUGCACUCCUCAUAAUACAUCCCAACACAACCGCGCUGCCAUGAGCGCCAUAACACCACAGUCCUACGUCGAUGAUGGCGCAUCAUUCACCAAACGCACACCCCAUGGCCUGUCCAAACACCACGUCGCGAAAUGGAUCUCCAGCGGCUCAGACACGUCUGGGUAUACGGGAAGCUUCAUCGAUGAUGGCGCAGACAUGCAGUUCCGUGAUGAUGCAACGCCUGGGUUUGGGACAAUUGACAAGCGCUUCUACAAGCAGAAGAAGCCUCAGGAGCCCAAGUUUGGCUACGAGAAGAUAUGGAACGAACAUGUACAGAAAGCCGUCACUGGGGAUGUGCAGCGCAACUUGAACAAGGUCCGAGGGCUGGGUGGUAUACAGGUCAAGAAGAGACACGAUGGCCGCGGUGGAGAUGGACAUGGGAACGAGAGAGGGAAAAAGAAGGAGGAGAGCAUCACUGUGCCUGCGCCGCCUCAAUGGGCGACAUUCGUGAUUAGGGCGGAUGACGGACGUGUUAUUGUCGUGGAUAAGGACGGAGAUUUUGAUUCUGGACCUCCAGCGGAAGCUGAAAUUGAGCGACCGAAGCCUUGGGUUAAAGCUGCGUCUACCGUCGUACCGCCAUCUUCUACUGGGAUGUCGGCUCCAUCAUCUCCACCAAAGCAUCGAGUAUUUGGUAGUACGUCAAAAGGCCAUACGAAAGACCGACCGGACAAGCAAAGCAAGACAAAGAAGUACAAGAAAUCGCAAACCACCCCGCCAAAGAUCCUCACACCCAUCCCUGAAUCUGAGUACGAAGAUGGAUAUGUGUCGGCCACUGAACUCAUCGGCUCACCUACCAACUUCCUCAUGACAGGGGGUGCGAGCGGCUGGCUUUCAAGGGGAGGUACAUACAUAUCCUCUCCGGCUGUGUCUGUGAGUGAUGGGUAUGGGCAUAUCAGUCCCGAAUCAAAGGGCAGGAAUGUGAGAGACGGCUACAGGUAUGUGCGCCCAAAUGCAUAUGGGAAAAUGGGGAGUGGCACAUACGGGUAUGAACAAAUAUCAACCGAUGGAAUGAGCAAGACAACGUCAGACCGAUCGUGGAACGGUGGACAACUCGAGAAUGCAUGGGAAGACCAAAAAGCGAGCCAUGCGUAUGGCAGCGAGCGAUCACACCAACACAGCUCGAAUGGAAAGUGGCGAGACGAGAAGACAAGAAUUGAUGAUAGUUCAAUGAAGAGCCACUCCACCUACAAACCACCUACCGUUGAAGACGCACCCGACACUGCGUCGGAAGGCAACGCUGCCGCAGGCUGGGGAAGAGGCGGUAAAAAGAGUGGCAGUGUUCAAAGCUCACUCAACACCGAGAAACUCAACGAGUCGGCGUGGAACGUGCCUCAUCCCCACACCUGGGCAAUGGACGGGAAGCCACCUAGUGAACAAAGCUGGGACAGCAGACCCAAAGCCGCCGACAACCCUAGUUGGACCGGUAUCCAGCCUCGUGCCUUUCCUCACCAGCCUGCCCAUAGUCCAAUUAUAAGCCCGGUGAGCAGCGAGGCGACUUGGGAUGGAUUUGAGCGGUUGAAAACGCUUAGUGAUGUCAGUGUCGUGGGUUCAGGGAGUGGACGCGAGUCACAGGGUGGUGGAAAUUGGAGCCAGAGAUCGAGCCGCCCGCCAUCUGAACACGAAAGCCGAUCAAGCCACAGAAACAGUGCAAAAUGGGAAGCCGAUCAAGCAGGAUGGGCAGGAAGUCAAACUAGCAAAAGGAGUCAACCAAAAAGCCACAGAAGCAAAGAAUGGUCCGGCAAUCAAGCUGAGAGCUGGAGCGACCAUAAAGUUACCACUGGCGUUGAUGGAGGCUGGGACGCCAAUGGUGAGACAGAGUAUGCGAAUGGCUUCGACGAGGAAAACGAUACUUAUUUGAACGAGAAUUGGGGCGGAAUUCCGGUGCGUGUAGGGGGUCGGGCGCGGAGCGGGAGUCCGAGAAAGCAUGUCGUGCAGGGCUGGGAUUAG